UCCUGAGCCGGCGCGCGGUGACCCGCCCCGGCUGGGGCGCGCGCGAGGGAAAUCAGACUGUCCCGGAGUAGUGUUGGCUGGCGGGGGCGAUAUAUACCUGCCUACCGCAGUGACAAUGGCUGUGUUUCACGACGAGGUGGAGAUCGAGGACUUCCAAUAUGAUGAAGACUCGGAGACCUAUUUCUACCCCUGCCCCUGUGGGGAUAACUUCUGCAUUACCAAGGAAGAUUUGGAGAAUGGGGAAGACGUGGCAACGUGUCCUAGCUGCUCUCUGAUUAUAAAAGUAAUUUAUGACAAGGAUCAGUUUAUGUGUGGAGAAACAGUCCCAGCCCCUUCCACUCACAAAGAAUUAGUUAAAUGCUGAAGAAGCCUUUAGGAAUCCAAAUACUGAACAUUUGGGAAUGAACCAGGCUGGAAAUCAAAUGCAAAAUUACUGGCUUCUUCCCGAGGGCAACCAUUCUGCAGCUGGCUCUUCCAUGAGAGUAUGGGCCCUUGCCGCUGGCUCCCAAGUUCACUCCAAUUAAAGAAGCAAGUGCACGACACGACAUGCCUGGAUUUUGUGCUUAGAUCUUUGAAUUGUACGUGUUCUGAAUUUUCCAUGUGAAUUUUGUGUCUUACACCUGAUUUCUUCCUGAUCCGAUCGCAGCAUCAUCUACCUCAAAGUCGUUAGGAUUCCUUAAUAAAAAAGGGGGUUAUAUUUUUGGCUUAGUUAUUAAAGUUAUUAAAAUUAGCCCUUUCUUUGAAAUUGGACAUCAGCUUUGCUGUUCUAAACUCAGAUCAGCUGCUCUGUCCACAUCGCACUUUCAGUUCCCACACCAAGCCAGUCUGAGGUCUUGCACUCACUAGAAUGUUCAUGUUCUGUGUAGCACACCACUUCCACGAUACUUCCUGCAUGGAGUUCUAGUCAUGGUAUUAAAGAGGAAAUACACCGAGCUCACCAUUUUUCCAGAGCGAAAAGUUAGUGAAAAAAAGUCGAAAAGUGAAAUGAUCAAAGAAUCUGGAGUUUCCUUAUCAAUCUUCCACACGUUCCUUGAAAAUUGGGACAAGACAAAAAGAAAAGCAGCCGAAGGAAUGAAAUUGGUAGCAGAACGAGAGGAGGAUAAUCCUGCUAACUUAUAAAUUAAGCGCUUGAAUGGUUUUCCCAGGUCAGAGCAGACAAUAACUGUGUGUCUGGGUCUUGUUUGUCUGAUUGUUUUCAGGUAAAGCUAAUGAAAUUGCUUUUGAGAUAGGGUUUGUAUCAAGGCCUUAGGGCCGGCCGCAGUGCUUUCAGCGUUACCUCAAAAUCAACUUGCUGCCCCUAAAAAGUAAAGAUUCUCCACUCUUGCGUUUGCUGAAGAUGAACUUGAAGAGGAGAUGCCGAUAAAUGAACACGUCCCUGGAGAUGCAUCUAACAAGUGGUUAUAAGCUGUACCUGAACCAGACGUGCACUCUUAAAAGAAGUGUUAAAAGAAUUCAUAAAGCUAGGCUGGAAUUCUUUUAACACUUCCUUUGCUGCAGUGUAGUAGCAAGAAAUCAGAAUUACUUACACUAAAAUUCAGAAUUUUCUUUUAUAUACACAAUUUUGCUGUGUGUUUAUAGAAUUUAAAAACUCACUGAUGUCCAGCAGGUUGUUUGGGGAACAGUUCCUGCAAUUGGAAAAAAAUAGCUUGUCAGAACAUGACCGGUCUGUCACUGGUUGAUAACUGCACACACUCACCAAGGGCUUAAAACAAUUAGGUGGCCUUUGAACACACACACACAAAACACCUUCCAGCAGCACGCUUAUGUGCAGCCAUUACAUUAAAUCAAAAACUGUAUGCCAGAACUAUGUGUUGUACGUGAUACGGUGUUGUACAGCAUAUGCACGGAGUGAGAAGUCCCAUUGCUGUUCAGUGACGCUGAUGCCCCAGAGGAAUCCGCCAGUGAAUUGGAGCCAGCGGCAGCUUAGCCGAGAACAAGGUGUGUGCUAACUGCUGGGAAUUAACUGCAAAGAGAAACGAACUGUCCCAUGCUCAAACUUGAUGGUUUUGUAAGUCCCAAUAUUAACUCCUUCAGCUGAUGAUGAAUUUCAGACAGGAACAGGCACCCCUGAUGUAGGUCUACUGCGAACAUAGAAGGAAUAAAUGCCCAAGUCCAAACAUCCCAGGAGAAAAAAGCUGCAGUGGAAAUCGGUGAUCAGUGAUAAUCUGCGGUGAUAGGAGUGAUUUUGUUUCCAAAGCCACUGACUUCAUAAAUUUGUUAACUACAAAAGGACAAGGCUUAGUCCUAUGUUAAGCAGAAAGUAAAACCAUGGUGUUUCGUGUAUAACUAGAGUCCUUUGUGAUAUCAGGUGCCUUGUGUGUCUCACCCUGCCUUUCAGACCACCUCUGAGAACUGGUGUGUAAUCCAGGCUGUCUCUUACUAGCUUUGUAGUCUUUGGCAAGGCCAGCUGAUUUUUUACCUCUACAACUAGGAGACUCGAUCAGGUGAUUUCUGAACUGUCAGUGCUAGAAUUUCAGGCUUCACUUGUAGGAGCUGAAAUGGUCAUUGAAACCUUUAUACACUCAAAACUAAAUCAUGAACUAGUUGAGAAAGAGACUCCAUGCUUCUUUAGUGACUUGAUGUUACCACACUUCUGAGUUUGAAAAUAAACUGUUUAAAGGAUUCUGCAUAUAUUUUAGUGUACAUAUCCAAAGCACUCUUUUGGGAAAGCACCCAGUGGUUCUGAUUGCUGUGCAUAUUAAUUUAUUAUCAGAAUACAUUUUAUUGACAUGCUAAAUAAAAUCACUCAAAUUCAAA
Molecule: messenger RNA, 2757 nt
Organism: Hyaena hyaena (striped hyena)
Lineage: Eukaryota; Metazoa; Chordata; Mammalia; Carnivora; Hyaenidae
Gene: DPH3
Product: diphthamide biosynthesis 3
Exons: 3
Coding region: 116-364 (82 amino acids)
Biological process (GO): protein histidyl modification to diphthamide
Molecular function (GO): metal ion binding
Source: RefSeq, a predicted model, not a curated record